AUGACAGGUGAUCUUCAGCACACCGGGGAACCGAUUGCCAUCGUGGGAAGUGCUUGCCGCUUUCCUGGUGAUGCAACAACACCCUCCAAGCUAUGGGACCUGCUAAAAGCACCUCGAGAUGUUCUUAGCGAGAUUCCAGAAAGCCGCUUUAGCACCAAAGCAUUUUACCAUCCCGAUGGGCUUCACCAUGGCACAACGAAUGUUCGACACUCCUAUCUGUUGUCCGACGAUCAUCGACUGUUUGACGCUCAAUUCUUUGGAACCAAACCAGUGGAAGCAAACUCGAUUGAUCCGCAACAAAGACUGUUGCUGGAGACUGUUUACGAGGGACUUGAAACGUCUGGAAUUCCCAUGGAAAAGCUACAAGGGUCAAACACGGGGGUAUAUGUUGGUUUGAUGACCAAUGACUAUGCCGAUAUGUUGGGUCGGGAUGUGCAGAACUUUCCUACCUAUUUUGCAUCGGGAACUGCUCGAAGCAUCCUAUCCAAUCGAGUCUCCUACUUUUUCGACUGGCGAGGACCUUCCAUGACCAUCGACACGGCAUGCUCCUCCAGUCUAAUUGCCCUACACCAGGCCGUGCAGAGCCUACGAAGUGGCGAGACUGAUGUCGCGGUGGCAGCAGGAACCAACCUUCUGCUGGGGCCAGAGCAGUACAUCGCAGAGAGCAAGCUGAAGAUGCUCUCCCCGACGGGUCGCUCGCGCAUGUGGGACAAAGGCGCAGAUGGAUACGCGCGUGGUGAUGGGAUCGCUGCCGUCGUACUCAAACCAUUGAGUGCAGCAUUGGCGAAUGGAGAUCACAUUGAGUGCAUCGUUCGGGAAACGGGCGCCAACCAAGACGGUCGCACCAAAGGAAUUACGAUGCCCAACCCGGUGGCUCAAGCAGACCUUAUUCGGACUACGUACGCUCGAGCUGGCCUCGAUCUUUCCAAACCCACUGACCGACCACAAUAUUUCGAAGCUCAUGGUACUGGAACCCCAGCAGGUGACCCAGUCGAGGCGGAGGCCAUCAGCACAGCAUUCUUCGGACAAGCGGCCAAAUAUCAACGCGACGGUAACCAGGAGCACCCCUUGUAUGUUGGGUCCAUCAAAACAGUGAUUGGCCACACUGAGGGCACGGCGGGAUUAGCAGCGGUCCUCAAAGCAUCACUUGCUUUACAGCAUGCCAUCAUCCCGCCAAACCUAUUGUUGAACGAGUUGAGUUCCACGGUUCUUCCCUUCUAUAACGACCUUGAAAUCCUUCAAGUUGCGAAAGAAUGGCCGCAACUUGCGCAUAACACCCCUCGUCGUGCUAGUGUCAAUAGCUUUGGCUUUGGUGGUGCAAAUGCUCAUGCGAUUUUGGAAGCAUUCGAUGCGCGCCUGGUUGAUCGUGGUGACGACGCCGCAGAUGGCAGCUCUGCAGCAGUGUCACCCUUCAAUUUCUCCGCCUCCUCCGAACAGUCGCUUCUCGCCAACGUUGCAGCGUACUCGGCAUAUUUGCGAAAUCACUUAGAUAUCAAUAUCCGUGAUUUGUCAUGGACAUUGAACUGUCGGCGUUCCACUCUCCCAGUACGGCUAUCCGUGUCUGCAUCAAGCCCAGGAGAGCUUGCCACGAAGCUGGAUGAAGCAGUAGUGUCCGCGGCAAUAACUCCAAGCACGCAAACAGGAAAUAUUCGCGAGCCAAAACUCCUUGGGGUGUUUACAGGCCAAGGAGCACAGUGGGCAAGGAUGGGUGCUGAGUUGCUCGAAAGCUCCCCAAUGUUCAGUGAUUGCAUCGCUCGUCUCGAUCGGUCUUUGCAGGAACUACCCACUGAGCAUCGCCCCGUUUGGUCGCUGAGGGAUGAGCUCCUUAAAGACAAGUCCUCUUCUCGUAUCGGCGAGGCGGCGUUUUCGCAACCUCUUUGUACCGCGAUUCAGAUUUCGUUGGUCCAGCUUCUCCGGGCAGCCAAUCUGAAACUCACUGCUGUCGUUGGCCAUUCGUCUGGGGAGAUCGCCGCAGCGUAUGCCGCGGGAUAUCUCAACGAACAGGAUGCUAUUCGCAUUGCCUAUUACCGCGGAUGGUCUCUUCAAUACGCAAGCGACCAGGGAGGACAGAAAGGAGCAAUGAUGGCCGCGGGAACAUCGUUUGAAGAUGCAAAGGAGCUUUGCGAGAUGCCGUCACUCGAGAAUAGGAUUUGCGUGGCGGCUAGCAACUCCUCCGCCAGCGUCACACUUUCCGGGGACGCCGACGCCAUCGACGAGGCGAGGGAAAUCCUUGAAGACGAGAAGAAAUUUGCUCGCUUGCUGAAAGUUGACAAGGCUUAUCACUCACAUCACAUGCUUCCCUGCGCAGCUCCUUAUAUCGCAGCGAUCCGCAAGUGUGGUGUAACUAUCCAGCGUCCACCGAGUGGCAGUGCUACCUGGAUCUCCAGUGUAUAUGGCGAGAAUAUCGAUGACGUGGAUGACAGCCUUGUCGACACUUACUGGAGUAACAACAUGGUCAAGCCCGUACUAUUUUCCCAAGCCAUCACUUAUGCAGUUGGUGCAGCUGGGCCAUUCCACAUGGCUUUGGAGAUUGGUCCUCACCCAGCAUUGAAAGGACCCGCAAUGCAAACGAUCCAAGAAGUGGCUGGCGAGACAUUGCCUUACACCGGGACCUUGAACCGUGGCAGAAACGACAGUGAGGCUUUCUCAUCCGCCCUGGGUGCCCUAUGGAUUUCCUUGGGUGAGAAUGUCGUGGACUUCGCAGGGUUUGAAAUGAAAGCAAUGCAAAAGAAAAACAGUCGAACCCCAAACCUCAUCAAGGGCCUUCCAUCAUAUUCUUGGGAUCAUGAUCGGGUCUACUGGCACGAGUCUCGAUCGUCUACCGCAAUACGCACCGAAAGGGAGCCGUUUCACCCCCUACUGGGUGUCAAAUCCCCCGACGGGACAGACAAUGAGUUGCGCUGGCGCAACUAUCUCCACCCAAGGGAAGUUCCUUGGCUGGCACAUCACCAAGUCCAAGGUCAAAUGGUAUUCCCUGCGGCUGGCUAUAUAUCGGCAGCGGUUGAGUCUGUCAUUCAAAAGUAUGGCCUGGGUUCUGUGCAACUGAUCGAUUUCCAUAAUGUGGUCAUCGGACAAGCAUUGGUGCUUGAAGAGAACGGAGGCGUGGAAACAAUCUUCAGACUUUCAAUCGAUCAAGUUCAACCUAAUCGCGUUUCUGCGUCCUUUACCUGUCAUUCCGCCGCCAAUAAGGGGUCAUCCAACAUGUCUCUUCACGCAUCUGCCACCCUGAAAAUUAUUCUGGGUGACCCCAAACACGAUAUACUGCCACCACACGCCCGGCCGCAAGGUUCAUUCCUGGAUCUGGAAGCCGACCGAUUCUACAACUCAGUUUCCGAGCUUGGGUUUGGCUACACAGGCCCCUUCCAGGCCCUUUCCAACUUGCACAGAAAAAUGGACGAGGCAUCGGGUUUGAUCGCCGUCCCAGUGGAUCCCGACAUGGAAAGACCGUUGAUCAUUCACCCAGCCUCUCUUGAUGGAGCUAUUCAGUCCAUCAUGCUUGCCUAUUCCUUCCCCGGCGACGGUCGUCUACGUACCCUUUACCUUCCCACUCGAAUCGACAGGCUUCGCGUCAAUCCGACCGCCUGCGUCGUUCUUGGUGCCCCCGGUGCAGACCUGCCCUUUCAUUCUGCGGUCACGGAUGCACGCUUUGCCGAACUCUCUGGCGAUGUUGACAUGAUUUCCCCAGACGGGAGACACACUUUGCUUCAAUUGGAAGGACUUCAUACCACGCCGUUGAGUCCAUUGACGUCCACAAAUGAUGUUCCCUUUUUCACAGAAGUGAUCUGGGAUGUUGAUAGGCCGGGGCAGUUAAAGAAAGCUGGAGGCAUGCAAGACCAUUCCCUAGCCAUGGAUCUCGAACGCGUCGCGCAUUUCUACUUCAGAAAACUCCAAAAUUCGCUUCAGCACUCCGAUCGUGCAAAUGCUACAUGGAAUCAUGCACAUCUUCUCUCAUAUGUGGAGCAUUGUACAACGUCCGUUGCCAAUGGGAAACAUAGAUUCGCAAAGCAGGAAUGGGCCAAUGACGCCAUGGGCGAUGUUGCUCCAAUUCUGGAUCGUUAUUCCGACAGUCUCGACAUCAAACUGCUGUGCGCAGUCGGCGAAAACCUUGCUGCUGUCAUUCGCGGAGAUAUGAACUUGCUUGAAAUCCUGAUGCAUGACAAUAUGUUAGCGGAAUUCUACUCCAAAACACUUGGAAUAGACGUAUAUCUGGAUGCUAUUGCUCAAACGGCUCGCCAGAUCAGCCACAGGUAUCCCCAUGUUAACGUUUUGGAGAUCGGAGCCGGCGCUGGCGCUACUUCAGAUAGAGUCAUUCAUGCAAUGGGAUCCUCCUUUGCGUCAUACACAUACACCGACAUCUUGGAUGCGCAGUUUGAUCACGCACGCGAAAGAUUCUCGGAUUAUCAAUCCAGAAUGGCAUUCAAGGUGUUGGAUAUCGAGAAGGACAUCGGGGAGCAAGACUUUGAAGAGGGUUGUUUCGACCUUGUUAUUGCUCCUCUAGCCCUGUACGCCACCAGAAAACUUGAAGCAACCCUCACAAAUGUACGUCGGCUGCUCAAGCCUGGUGGAUACCUGGUUAUGCUCGAACUCACCGACUCUGAUGUCAUGCGCUUCGGGCUCAUACUUGGUGGCCUACCGGCCUGGUGGUUAGGCUAUGAGGAGGGAAGAACAUUAUCACCCUGUGUAUCGGAGGACAAAUGGGAGGGACUGAUGCAGAAGGCCGGAUUUUCCGGGUUCGAAGCCCUGGUAUCGUGUUCCAGAACCUCACCUCUGCCAUUCUCUGUCAUGGUUACCCAGGCUGUCGAUCACCGUGUCAGCUUUCUUCGCGAUCCCCUGGCGGCGAAUCACAUACCACUGGGUGUGGACUCGUUGACAAUCAUCGGAGGGAAAACGUCCUUGACUGCUGAUAUGGUAGCCGAUAUCAAAACAGCUGUCCGCCCCCACUACAGCAAUAUCUACACGGCCAGUUCUUUAGAUGACCUCGUCUCAGCAAGCUUGCCCGUAAUGGGGUCAGUGAUUAGUUUGAUUGAAUUGGAUGCGCCAGUUCUCAAAAACAUGUCUGCUGAGAAUCUGAAGUCAUUCCAGGAGCUCUUCAAGCAAAGCAAGAAUGUUCUAUGGCUGGGACACGGUGCCCAAGGGGAGAACCCCUAUGGCAACAUGUUUUCAGGAGUCCAACGCACCUUGGCCAUGGAGAUGACUCACCUCCAUAUCCACUUUCUUAACCUCCAUUCGCUCCACGAUGCUGAUGCAAAUAUCAUCGCAACAAAGCUCCUCCAUUUGGAAGCUGCCGAAAUUUGGGAUCAAAGUGGCCAGCUCGACGGGAUAUUGUGGUCUAACGAGAGGGAGCUGCUGCUGGAGAAUGGACACUUCAAAGUUCCUCGAUUCCGCCUCAAUUCUAGUCGAAAUGAUCGAUACAAUUCGUCAAGGCGUCUCAUCAUUAAAGAGGUUGAACGUGCCGGAUCUGUGGUCACCAUUCAACCGACUGAAAUUGGAUAUCAAAUUGAAGAGAAGGACCCUCGAGCCUCGCCCUCUUUCCCGGAUGAUAUGAAUAUCGAUGUGACUCAUUCUAUGCUCCGUGCUUUGCGCAUCACUCCAUCUGACAAUUGUUUCUUGGUGGCUGGAAAGAAUAUGUGGAAUGGUGAGCGUGUGAUUGCCCUGUCGCAUACCCUGGACUCUCAAGUCCGUGUGUCGCGUGGCCUGGCGGUGCGAUGUGGAGAUUCCGAAGACCUAGCAACUCGAUCGAUGCUCACCCUGUAUUUCCAUUUCCUUGCUCUCUCUAUGCUGCAACAGCUUCAAUCGGGAAGUGUACUGGCUGUGUUGGACCCGGAUUUCUCCUUGUCACCCGUCCUUACGAAAUACGCCAGCGAAAGGGGUGUUCAACUUGUGCUUUUGACAACAAAGGAAGGGCAUUGCUCCUGGCCGUGGGUCAGAAUCCACCCGAACUCCACCCGGCGUGAAGUACUAAGCAAGUUACCUGGCAAUAUUUCACGACUUGUCGAUAUGAGUGGCAGCUCCGAUGUUACUGCCCUCUUGAAGGCAUGCUUGCCGACAGACUGUCAUUUCGCGAGCGAGAGUACUCUGACUGCAAACUGCUCCGAAUCUCAGUACACCUCGGAUAGAGGCCAAUUGGCUAUGCAGCUGCAGAAUUCCUGGUCGAGAGUACAAUACGACCUGAUGCCAGUCAAUAUGCACAAGUUUGCUCCUUUAGGACUCGAGGACCUGAUUCGUGCAAAGUCCCCCCUUGCAGAGCAGUCUUUAAUUGCAUGGGGUCAAUCACAGAUUCCUGUUCAAGUUCGCCCUGCUACUAAACAAGUCAAAUUCUCAAAAGACAAAACCUACUGGCUAGUUGGACUGACAGGCGGGCUCGGUUUGUCGCUUUGUCAGUGGAUGAUCGGACAGGGGGCACGAUACAUCGCGCUAUCAAGUCGAAAACCAAAUAUUGACGACCAAUGGCUGCAGAGAAUGGCUGCGAAUGGCUGCACUGUCCGAGUCUUUUCCAAUGACAUAACGAAUCGGGAAUCCGUUCAAGCAACCCAUCGCAAUAUCAGCGAAACCAUGCCUCCCAUCGCUGGUGUUGCACAAGGUGCUAUGGUGCUGCAGGACACAAUGUUCAUUGAUUUAGAUCUCCCUCGCCUUGAGAAGGUUCUUCGUCCUAAAGUUGAAGGAAGUAUAUUACUGGACGAGUUGUUCCCAGAGGACACGUUGGAAUUCAUGGUCUUCUUUUCAUCCAUGGCUGCGAUGACAGGAAACCCUGGCCAGGUUGCCUAUAAUGCCGCGAAUAUGUUUAUGGCGAGUUUGGCAGCCCAGCGCCGAAACCGUGGCUUGGCAGCGCAUGCGAUUAACAUCGGCGCGAUUGUCGGUAAUGGCUACGUGACGCGAGAGCUUAACAUGGGCCAACAAUCAUAUCUUUACCGAGUCGGCCAUUCAUGGAUGUCUGAGCAAGACUUCCAUGAGGUUUUUGCCGAAGGUGUACUGUCUUGCAUGGAACGGGUAGGAAGCGCUGAAUUGUGCUGUGGACUCAGAAUUGACGACGAUGAGUCAAAGAGUUGGGUUUCUAACCCAAUGUUUCAACAUCUGGUCUACAAGUCUAGCAAUCUCGUGGUGGCAGAGAAGAAAGGGAAAUCUGGCGUGUUGAUAAAAACACGCUUGUUCGAGGCAACUUCAAAUCAGGAAGUCAUCGAGAUCUUGCAAGAUGGCUUUGUGUUGAAGCUCCAGUCAGCCCUCCAGGCUGAUCCCAACAAGCCCAUGUUGGACAUGAGUCCGGAUGAGCUUGGGGUGGAUUCAUUGGUCGCGGUUGACCUUCGAUCGUGGUUCCUCAAGGAGCUGGGGGUCGAUAUGCCGGUGCUGAAAAUCUUUAACGCAGCGUCGGUUCGUGAGCUUUUGGCCACUGCGGCAGAAGUUCUACCAGAAUCUUUGACUCCCAAUUUGAUGUCCGGCGAACAGACUGUAAAGCCACUGGGCCCUCCACCCAACAAUCCUUCGGUGGUUGCAACAACUUCCCCCGCAGAUUUGCCCGCGGAUAUAAUAGUCCCAGAGACCAGAGCCAGUUCCGUGGAAUUGAAGUUUGCACUUCCGGACGCAACAAACGCGUACAGUGGCAGCUCGGCGACGUCUUUAGUCACUGGAGACUCGAACUCCGAAAAUAAUGACGAUACUUCCUCGUCCGUUUUUACUGAUGACAGCGAAAUGGGACCCCCGAAACGUGAGAUCCAAAGAACAGUUCCAAUGUCCCACGGACAGUCGCGUUUCUGGUUCCUAGAGCACCUGGUUGAGGACAAGACAUCAUUCAAUAUUACACCGACGUUUGAGUUGUCUGGUCGCCUAAGAAUUGGCGAAUUUGCGAACGCUGUAAAAGCCGCAGGACAACAUCACGAAGCCUUGCGUACUUUCUUCUUCACUGACAAUGAGCGGAAUCAUAUGCAAGGCGUCUGGACGAGAUCUUCCUUACAGUUAGAGCACGUUACAAUCUCGGACGAGACAGAAGUCGAACGGGCCUCAAAACAGAUGGAGGCACACGUCUUCAAUCUCUCUGAUGGCGAGGUCAUGCGUGUUCAGCUGCUUUCGCUCGGUCUAGAAAAGCACUGGAUAAUCUUCGGCUUCCAUCACAUCAACAUGGACGGCAUUAGCUUUGAAGUAUUUUGGUCAGACGUGGAAAAGGCAUAUCAAGGCCAACCCCUUUCCGAAGAUGGACUUCAAUAUCCGGACUUUACUCUGCGGCAGCUUCGUGAAUACGAAGGCGGCACCUGGGCUGGGGAUCUCGCUUACUGGAGGGCACAAUAUACAGAGAUUCCACCCGCAAUUCCCCUUCUUCCAUUUGCUCUACAACCCAUGCGCCCCAAGGUUGCUCAGUUCAGGUCGUAUACUGCCCAGAUUCGUCUCGAUGUCAGUCUGACGGAUUCAAUUGACCGGUGUUGCCGGAUGUUCAAAUCGACACCCUUCCACUUCCAUUUGGCUGUCUGGAAGACCCUUCUUCUGCGGUUCUUCGAUAUGAAGGAUGUUUGCAUUGGCCUCGGAGAUGGAAAUCGUACGGAUGCCGACAUUCUUCGGAGUAUGGGACUUUUCUUGAACCUCCUUCCUGUGAGGUUCUCUCAACAGCCAGGCCAAUCGUUUGGGGAAUCUCUCAAGGAGGUCCGGAAUGUCACGCAGAAUGCAUUUGCCCACUCGCGUGUGCCGUUCGAUGUGAUCUUGACGGAACUCAACGUUCCACGAUCCGCAUCACACAAUCCCCUAUGCCAAACCUUCUUCAACUAUCGACCCAAGGUCGAGCAAUCACGAAGCUUCUGUGGCUGUGUAGCCAAUGGCGCACUUUUGGGUGGCGGCGAAACCUCUUUUGACCUCGGUCUAGAUGUUGGCAACGUCGGUGCCGGCGAGACGCUAAUUCACCUGUCUGUCCAGAAGAGUUUGUAUGGCAUGGAGCAUGCGGAAAUUUUGCUCAGCUCCUAUGUCAAUAUCCUCCGGUCUUUUCUUCAAAAUCCAGCGACUCGGGUGACCUGGCCGGAGUUACAUUCCAAAGAUGAAAUCCAGAAGGCAGUGGCUGUGGCCCGAGGCAAGUCAAUUACCCCUUGCUAG
Molecule: messenger RNA, 9066 nt
Organism: Penicillium egyptiacum
Lineage: Eukaryota; Fungi; Ascomycota; Eurotiomycetes; Eurotiales; Aspergillaceae
Source: the annotation of a GenBank genome assembly